This is a messenger RNA of Theobroma cacao (cacao), 2365 nucleotides long. Its product is annotated as Glycosyl hydrolase family 47 protein. The record is from RefSeq and is a predicted model, not a curated record. Gene Ontology annotation, cellular component: membrane. Gene Ontology annotation, molecular function: calcium ion binding; mannosyl-oligosaccharide 1,2-alpha-mannosidase activity. NCBI's taxonomy places the organism in Eukaryota, Viridiplantae, Streptophyta, Magnoliopsida, Malvales, Malvaceae. Gene Ontology annotation, biological process: carbohydrate metabolic process; mannose trimming involved in glycoprotein ERAD pathway; endoplasmic reticulum mannose trimming.
UUGAUUUACCACUGCCUUUGGCUCACUAUAUCAGCCUCUACUCCUCCCGGAUCUACUCCCACCUCCUACUCUUGACUAUCCUUCUCUCUUAAAACAUAAAAAUUCAGUUUUUAACUCGUAUUUCUUGUCCAAAUUCAAGACAAGACCAGACCAUGUUUUUACCUCGCAAUUAUGGGCCUUGGCUUCUCUUGUUCCUCCUUAUUUCUCCUACCUUGUUUUCUCCUUCCAUGUCUCACCUUGAUUCCCGUUGGGCAGCUAAGAAGAGACACAUGAGAGAGAAAGUUAGAGAGAUGUUCUAUCAUGCAUAUGAAAACUACAUGACACAUGCGUUCCCGCAUGACGAGCUGAAGCCACUUACUAAAAGCUUCACUGACUCUCUUAGCGAGCUAGGAAAUUUGAAGCUUGAACACUUACCGCAAGACUAUAAUGGAUCUGCCCUUACUCUUAUUGAAUCAUUGUCCAGCCUGGUUAUCAUGGGUAAUAACACAGAAUUUGAGCGGGCAGUUAUUUGGCUAUCUGAAAAUCUGACUUUCAAUAUUGAUGCGAGGAUAAAUCUUUUUGAGUGCAACAUAAGAGUUCUUGGAGGACUUAUUUCUGCUCAUAUUCUUGCAACUGAUUCUACAAACAGGUUGGUUCACGGAUCUUACAAGAACCAGCUGCUUAAUCUUGCUGAAGAUUUGGGGCGGCGCUUUUUACCUGCUUUUGAUACACCCACAGGGUUACCAUAUGCCUGGAUUAACUUAAAGUAUGGAGUAAUGGAAAAUGAGACUACGGAAACGAGCACUUCAGGGUGUGGUUCUCUGAUUCUUGAAAUGGGAGCAUUAUCACGAUUAACUGGUGACCCCAGAUACGAAUCUGCAGCUUUACGUGCUCUACGUAAAUUAUGGAGCAUGCGUAGUUCCUUAAAUCUACUAGGAACAACACUGGAUGUGAUAACUGGGGAAUGGAUUGAAUAUUCAUCUGGCAUUGGUGCUGGGGUUGAUUCAUUCUAUGAGUACCUAUGCAAGGCUUAUAUUCUUUUCGGAAAGGAGGACUACUGGAGAAUGUUUCAUUCUGCUUAUCUUGCAGUACAGAAGUAUUUCAGACAUGGUUCAUGGUACCAUGAAGCUGAUAUGAGGACAGGAAAAGCAACAUAUUGGCAGCUUACAAGCCUUCAAGCCUUUUGGCCUGGUUUACAGGUUCUUGUGGGGGAUAUUGGAGCUGCUAAUUCAUCACACCGUGAGUUUGUUUAUGUCUGGGAGAAAUUUGGAGUUCUACCGGAAAGGUACUUGCUGGACCAUCAGAUGUUGCAUCCUACUGAAAAGUAUUAUCCUCUGCGGCCAGAGUUGGCAGAGUCCACAUUUUACCUAUAUCAAGCAACUAAAGACCCAUGGUACAUACAAGUUGGUGAAUCAAUUGUUAACUCUCUUAAUUCAUACACCAAAGUGGAAGGAGGAUUUGCAAGUGUUAGAGAUGUGACAACCAUGCAGUUGGAAGAUCAUCAGCAUAGCUUCUUUCUUGCUGAAACGUGCAAGUAUUUGUAUCUUCUCUUUGAUGAUUCUUUUUUGGUUGAUCGGAAUUAUAUUUUCACAACUGAGGGUCAUCCUCUUCCGAUAUUAAGUUCUUGGCAUGAGAGGCUUCCAGAGACAUACAUCCCUACCAACUGGACAUAUGCAAAGAGUGAACAGCCAACAAGACCAGCGAGUGCAAUGUCUCUGCAAGUCUGUCCUGCAACAGCUUUGAGGUCAGGAUAUGCUGUCCAACAGAUUGAGAGUGCAUGCCACGUCCCUGAUUCUCGUGGGGACCAUAGGUGUUUCAGUGAUGAGGAAUGUGGAGUUGACUCAACUAAUUGUAGAAGAAGGUCAUGCAGCAUGGCUGGUUACUGUGGGUUGUGGAUCUAAUGAUCUCAGAGAUAUAACCAGGUAUUCUUUCUAGCAAGACAUAAAAUUAUGGAAAGAUUGCUCUACAAGAAAGUUGGUGGCGAGAUAGGCUAUUUCCUCAGUUUGUAAGCUGCCUAUGAUAGAUGGAAACAGGGAAAAGCAGAAGGCAUAGAAACACAGGUUAUAGAAAUUGCAAGAUAAUGCAGACAUGCGAUGUCAUAUAAUUCGAAAAUGUUCCUUUAGAUCGUGGCAAUUUAGCCAGCAUAUCGUCCUUGAAUCCAUGAUUCGAAUUUUGAUUGAUUGCUUAACAAAGAGAAAGAAUCUGAUUUCAAUCAUGGUUGUGAUGAGAUUUAGAUAUAGUGAUGCUGAAACCUUAUGCAGCAAAAUCAGACACAUUGAGAAAUUCUUGCUCUUAUUUUGAUGCUCUUGUGCCCAUAGGUCAUGGGAAUUGGAAUAAACUUUUGAUUAUUGAAUGAAAAAUAUCACGUACCUAUGUCAUUGUUUUA